AUGCCAUAUUUCCCCAAUAUCAGUAAAAUGAGCAACAAAAUGAGCAGCAACACAUCUUUGGAUAACACAUCCGAUCAGGAUUAUAGUGAAUUUCUAAAUGAGUAUUUGUUGCAGACCCACUCGCCGCACAAUGAACCGGAAACUCAUUAUGAAGAGGGUGAAUUUGAGGCUGAGUGGCUAAUUGCUGCCGGUUUUCCACAAUUAACCAAACCAUUUGAACAGGGUCUUGAAUUGAGAACCUCUGAAUUGGAACCGAUUUUAGCGUCCUUGUCCAAACCUCAUGCCGAUGCCAUCAAACAAAGAGUUCGUACACUCAAUCAAACGGUACGAGGUCGUACCAAGAAUCGCCAGAAACGUAAACCCGAUAUCAGAGAUGUUUUUCGAGACUUUGAUGAAUCAAGUACAGGUACGAGAUCACGUAGUGCUACACCCGAUUCAUUGGAUUCCAUACAAGGUGAUGAAGUCUGGGGCAAUACAUCCAUACCAAGUUUUGUUAGUAUCUUCGAUCACAAUGCGACACCAGAUAAUGGUAACGGUCAUUCACCACUAUUUUCGGGAAAAAGUCUUAAACAGAAAUUACGUCGUACACCAAGUGCUCCGAUAAAAGGUUCUACCGAUAUAUUUCGUGGUAAUCAUGUACGCUGUGAUAUACCCAUGUACUCGGCCGAGGGUAUUGAACUAUUGGGAUUUUCGCGUAUUGGUACCAUACACAUACCAAGGAAUCGGAAUCGUUCCGGUUCGGAUCCAUCAUGUUCAGUGGGCCGUGCCCGAGGCGAAAUGAUGACCCAGGAUUCUCAAAGUGAUAACAACACAUCGUCAAGUGAUUCCAGUGAUGAAUGCCUUUCGAAUCAUCAAAGGUUAUCGAAUUCAUCCACCCCGGAAUCAUCACCCCAAAAGAUUUUGAAUAAAAUCCAUUUAGAUACACCGCCCCAGAGUGUACAGAAUUCACCGUCAUCGCGUGAUGGUAUUAGCUUUGAGAGUAUGUGCCGUGAGACCUCUAGUCAAGAUGGAGUGGAUACUGUCGAUAGCAGUGAUUUAUCAUUGGAAUUUUACUCCGACAUUGAUACCAUAAAUGAAACCGAAUUGAAGCGUUUACAACCUUUGUUCUGGUUGGAAUUGGCUUCCAUAUUCGAUCGCAAUCACGUCCAAUUGGAUAAACGGAAACCCGUCAAACGACGCCGCAAGGAAGAAGGCAAACUGUUUGGUGUCUCCUUGAAUGCUCUGAUACGCCGUGAUCAACAGAUCACGGGUACAGAUUCAACAUUGGUGCCCUUGUUCUUGGAGGGUCUAUUGGAUGAAUUGAGCAAACGCGGUGCCCGUGAAGAAGGUAUUCUACGUGUCGCUGGACAUAAACAAAAGACUGAAUUACUUUACCAGGAACUUGAAUCGAGUUUCUAUCAAAAACCAAAAAAAUUCCAACAGCUGCUCAGUGCAGCCAGUGUCCACGAUUUGAGCGCUCUGCUCAAACGUUGGCUACGUGAACUACCCCAACCCCUGCUCACCAAUGAACUCAUCCAGUUAUUCUAUCAGUGUCAUGCCCUCCCGCCCACAGAUCAAGCCAAAGCAUUGGCGAUUAUUUGCCAAAUGUUGCCACACGAGAAUCGCAACACACUGCGUUGCCUGCUGCGUUUCCUCAACUAUGUGAUCGAUCAAAAGGAAAUGAAUAAAAUGAAUUUGCAUAAUGUUGCCACAAUUAUUGCACCAUCAUUCUUUCCACCACGAUUUGUUCAUCCGAUCGAUAAGAAUAGCAUAGAGGAUCAGGUGAAAAUGGCAGCACAAUGUUGCCGCCUCACAAAUGUGCUGAUAACGCGAGGCGAAUCACUAUUUCAAGUGCCAAAUAAUCUGAUAGAAGAAUCCAAAGCAUCGAAUAAACGGCAGGGCAAACGUGGUCUACAUCGACGGGUAAAGGCUACCACAUCCCUGCUGCAUGUGAGCAGUUCUCCCAUCAGUAAUAAUAAUAACAAUAACAACAACAGUAGUAAUAACAAUAACAACAAUAAUAAUAUUCAUCAUCACAACAAUACCACCAGUACCACCAUCUCGAUCGCUUUGUAA
Messenger RNA from Musca vetustissima, 2055 nucleotides. It is a transcript of the gene conu, whose product is annotated as rho GTPase-activating protein conundrum. Lineage: Eukaryota; Metazoa; Arthropoda; Insecta; Diptera; Muscidae. The coding region runs from base 1 to 2055 and encodes 684 amino acids. Gene Ontology annotation, biological process: signal transduction; regulation of actin filament polymerization; regulation of small GTPase mediated signal transduction. The transcript is spliced from 10 exons. Gene Ontology annotation, molecular function: GTPase activator activity. The record is from RefSeq and is a predicted model, not a curated record. Gene Ontology annotation, cellular component: cytoplasm.